This is a messenger RNA of Cornus florida, 1828 nucleotides long. RefSeq lists its product as uncharacterized. The record is from RefSeq and is a predicted model, not a curated record. Gene Ontology annotation, biological process: intracellular monoatomic cation homeostasis. The annotation marks the transcript as partial. The transcript has 11 exons. Lineage: Eukaryota; Viridiplantae; Streptophyta; Magnoliopsida; Cornales; Cornaceae. Gene Ontology annotation, cellular component: mitochondrial inner membrane.
UUUUUUACGGCAAUCUGCUCAUUUGGAGAGUGUAAUAAGAGAUAAAUUAUUAGCCCAGCAACCUGAUGCUUAUGAGUGGUUUUGGUCUGAGCAAGUUCCAGCUGUGGUGACCACUUUUGUUAAUUACUUUGAAAGGGACCCACGCUUUACUGCCGCUACUGCAGUGUAUGGAAAAGGAAUGUUGUUGGGUUCAGGGAAUGCAAGUGACAUAUCACUCCUCAUGCUUGCACUGUGUUGCAUUUCAGCUGUCACAGAGCUUGGCCCACCCAGAAUUUCUUGUCCACAGUUCUUCUCCAUGAUUCCAGAGAUAACUGGUAGAUUGAUGGACUUGCUGGUUGAUUUCAUUCCUAUAAGCCAAGCUUACCAUUAUAUAAAGGAUAUUGGAUUACAUAGAGAGUUUCUUGUCCAUUUUGGUCCUCGAGCUGCGGAAUGUAGACUGACAAAUGAUUUUGGAAUGGAAGAGGUUGUAUUCUGGGUGGGUCUUAUACAGAAUCAGCUGCAGAGAGCUGUAGAUAGGGAGAAAAUAUGGUCGAGACUCACUACAUGUGAAAGUAUUGAGGUGUUGGAGAGGGAUUUGGCUAUAUUUGGAUUCUUCAUUGCUUUAGGAAGAAAAAGCCAAUCCUUCCUAUCUGCAAAUGGCUUUGAUGUUUUAGAUGAACCUAUUCAAAGCUUCGUAAGGUACCUUAUUGGAGGCAGUGUGUUAUACUAUCCUCAGCUUUCCUCAAUAAGUUCUUAUCAACUGUAUGUCGAGGUAGUUUGUGAAGAGCUGGACUGGCUUCCUCUUUAUCCAGGCAACAUUGGUACCCCAAAAUUCUCCCAUGGUCAUGGAAGUAAAACAAAAAGUCCUCCCAAUGCUGAAGCCAUCCCCAAAGUAUUAGAUGUUUGCUCUCACUGGAUGCAGAGCUUUAUUAAAUACAGUAAUUGGCUGGAGAACCCUUCUAAUAUCAAGGCAGCAAGAUUUCUCACUAGAGGGCACAAGAAGUUAAGGGUGUGCAUGGAAGAACUGGGGAUACAAAAGACUGAAUUGAUUGAAAGCACUGCUAAGCAAUCUGUUGAGAGGAGUAGAUCUGGAAAAGAGCCAGAUUCUUUUGAUAAGGUAGUCCUCAAUCUCUACAAAAGACAGGCACUGGAAAGUGUUGAAGAAGCUCUGAUAAGGCUAGAGGAGUUGCUUCAGGAGCUGCAUGUAUCAAGCUCCAAUUCUGGAAAAGAGCAAUUAAAAGCUGCUUGUUCUGAUCUUGAGAGCAUAAGGAAACUUAAGAAAGAGGCUGAAUUUCUUGAGGCAUCUUUCAGAGCAAAGGCAGCUUCUCUUCAGCAGGUACGUUUCUCCAGUUCAUUUGAUUUAAGGAAUAAAAUGGAGAGUGAUAAUCGUUCCUCAUCUUCUACUGCUGAGGAGCAACAAUAUUCUAGAAGGAAGAACAGCAAGGGUGUUGAUGUAGUUCUGGAUAGGAGCAACAGAUUUGUCAAUAAUUCUUGUAGAUUAUGGAACUUCUUAGUGUGCUAUCCAACCAGGAAGCCUGCCCUCGGGUUAUCCACUGCAGAUGGAAGUGAUGUUGAACCUUUUGAACAAUCUACAGUGAGUAUGGCUGGAGCAGGCUCAGAGUCGAGUGAAAUUCAACGUUUUGAGCUUUUAAGGAAUGAGCUAAUUGAACUUGAAAAACGAGUUCAAAGAAGUGCUGAUCAAUCUGAAAAGGAAGAGGUAUCUCUUAACCAUCUCAACCACCUUGUAUUUAGAAAUUUAUCUUUGGUAGAUAUAUAUAUCUCACACGGGAGGUUCCUUUUCUCUUUCUCAUUUUUCUUUUUUCUCUUUCCUUGAUAGUAAUAAUGGAGG